This is a messenger RNA of Plasmodium gaboni, 1644 nucleotides long. RefSeq lists its product as hypothetical. The transcript has a single exon. The record is from RefSeq and is a predicted model, not a curated record. NCBI's taxonomy places the organism in Eukaryota, Apicomplexa, Aconoidasida, Haemosporida, Plasmodiidae. The coding region runs from base 1 to 1644 and encodes 547 amino acids.
AUGAGUAGUAAAUCAGACAGAGAAGAAGAGAAAUAUAAAAGCAAAAAUAAAGAAAAAUAUUAUAAAUAUGGAAAAGAUGACAAGAAAAGAGAUAUUAUAAAUAAAGAAAAAUAUAAAUACCAGUAUGAAGAACAUAGAUCAAAAAAGGAUUAUAUAAAAAAGAAAGAGAAACAUCAUACAAAAGAUUUUGAAAAAGAAAAUAUAAAAAAAAAAAAAAUGUUAAAGGAUAGUAGUAAAGAAGAAAUAGACACGCAAGAAAGUGAUAUAUCUAACAACUCAAAGAAAAAUAAUAAGGAUGAAUUGGUUGAUAUUAAACAAACGAAGGAGAAUGCAAUGAAUAAAAAUAUCGUAAUGAAAAAAAGAAAAAGGAAAUCAUCAUCAAUUAGUAAAGAUAAUCAUUAUAAAAAUGAAGAAGGGGUAAGCAAAAAAUGGAAGGUUAAAAGAAGUUGUGACGUUAAAAAGAAGAAAAAAGAUAAUUCGUCCAAUAGUAAUCAGAGUUCAAGUGAGGAUAUGUCAGACGUUAUGAAGAACAAACGAUAUAGUAAUAAAUCUAGUGGUUCAAAAUGUAGUGGUAGUUCAAAACGUAGUAGUAGUUCAAGAUCUAGUAGUAGUUCCAAAUCUAGUGGUAGUUCUAAAUCUAGUGGUAGUUCUAAAUCUAGUGGUAGUUCUAAAUCUAGUGAUAGUGAUAGUAGUAAAUCUAGUCAAAGCUAUUCGUCAUCUACAAAAAAAAGAAAACACAAAAAAAAAUUAAUGAAGAAGAAAAAGAAGAAAGGAAAAGAGGAAACAAAAAUGAAUAUAAAAGAUAAAAGUGAUAAUGCAAAUGAAGAAAUUAAAAAAAAAAAAGAGUUUGAUGAACAUAUAUAUGAUAGUAAAGAAAUGAUAAGAUUAACAAUAAAUAUAUUACAAAAUUAUAAUUUUUUGAAUAAUUUAAAAAUACUAUAUAAAAAGUUAGAUAAUAAAAAAAAAAUAUCUUUAGAAAAUAUAAAAGAUUUAAAAUUAAAAAAAAAAUUAAGACAUUUAUUACGUUCUUGGAAAUUAGAAAAAAAAGAUGAAUAUUAUAAAAAACCAAUAAAUUUUAGAGAAAAUAUAUAUGAUAUAUUUAAUAAUUUAUUAUAUUAUUUUUUAUCUAAAAUAGAUAUAAAUAAAUUGAGAGAAAAUAUUUCAAAGAGAAGAGAAUUAUUAUCAAAUAAAGAAAAUAAUAAAUCUAAUAAUUCUUCAACACAACGUAAAUUAUCUAAUAUAUCAGAUUAUUAUUUAGAAAAUAUAAAUGAGUAUGUUUAUGAUGAUGAAAAUUUAUUAAAUGAUUUAAGACAAAAUAAUUCUUCCAAUUUAUUAGAAAAUUCAAAUCAUAUACCCAUAAAAAGUUUAAGAGAAUUACAUGAAGAAGGAUUUUUUAAAAACAGUAAAGAAAAUUAUAAAGAAUUUGUAGAAAAACAUAAAGAAGUUGAUUUAUGGGGAAAAAAUGAACAAGAACAAAAAUAUUUAUUAAGUUCAAAAAAUAAACCAAAUGAAAGAAAAAGAUUUGACAGAGAAACGGAUUUGUGUAUAAAUAAAUUUGUAAAUAAGCAAGACUAUAAAAAGUUAAUAAAAAAUACGAAGGACCAUGUUGAUGAUAAAUUUCAUAAAACAGGAAAUAUGAUAUAA